Molecule: messenger RNA, 756 nt
Organism: Arabis nemorensis
Lineage: Eukaryota; Viridiplantae; Streptophyta; Magnoliopsida; Brassicales; Brassicaceae
Source: the annotation of a GenBank genome assembly
AUGCCGAUCAGAAACAUCGCCGUUGGCCGGCCGGAGGAGGCUACUCGUCCCGAUGCUUUAAAGGCGGCGUUGGCUGAGUUCAUAUCAACUUUGAUCUUCGUUUUCGCCGGUUCAGGCUCCGGAAUGGCUUUCAACAAGCUUACCGAUAACGGAGCCACCACUCCUUCCGGCCUCGUAGCCGCCGCGUUGGCUCACGCCUUUGGACUCUUCGUUGCUGUCUCCGUCGGAGCAAACAUCUCCGGUGGACACGUUAACCCUGCCGUUACUUUCGGUGCUUUCGUUGGUGGUAACAUCACUCUCCUCCGUGGUAUCCUCUAUUGGAUCGCUCAGCUUCUCGGCUCCGUCGUCGCUUGUCUCCUCCUUAAAGUCGCCACUGGCGGUUUGGUGGUUCCGGCUUUUGGCCUCUCUGCCGGAGUGGGAGUCUUGAACGCCUUUGUUUUCGAGAUCGUGAUGACAUUCGGGCUUGUUUACACCGUCUACGCCACCGCGGUGGAUCCUAAAGCCGGGAGUCUUGGAACCAUCGCUCCGAUCGCAAUCGGUUUCAUAGUUGGAGCCAACAUCUUAGCCGGAGGAGCUUUCAGUGGAGCAUCCAUGAACCCAGCCGUGGCUUUCGGACCAGCGGUGGUGAGCUGGACUUGGACUAACCACUGGGUCUACUGGGCCGGACCACUCGUCGGAGGUGGAAUCGCCGGACUCAUCUACGAGGUCUUCUUCAUCAACACCACCCACGAACAACUCCCCACUACCGACUACUGA